Messenger RNA from Dermacentor albipictus, 1452 nucleotides. NCBI's taxonomy places the organism in Eukaryota, Metazoa, Arthropoda, Arachnida, Ixodida, Ixodidae. The record is from RefSeq and is a predicted model, not a curated record.
AUGAUUAAGGUCUUCAACAUGCCAGACAACCAUUCCAAGAAAUUGGCGGGACAAAACAUUCUAAUCAUAGAGGGAGACUUUAAAGCUAAAAGCCCGCGCUGGGGCUAUAAAAAGGAACACAACAAGGGACGAGGCAUCUGCACGGCGGCAGAAAACACCGGGUGCGAGCGGCUAACCGAUGAAAACCAGCCGACUAGACAGGGAAACAGCGUCAGUCCAGACACGUGUCCCGAUCUAACCCUUAUUAGGGGCGCCAAGCAGGCAGAGUGGGAAAACGUGCUCGAGAACCUUGGCAGCGACCACCAAAUAAUAAGGGUCAGCAUGGUGGUGGACAAUGUCAAGAGGAAAAUUGGUACGGCUCGGCUGACGGAUUGGGACGCCUUUAGAGCACACUGUCGACAGCUAAAGGGUAACAUUACCUCGAUAAAAAAAUGGAGCCAACAACUCAAGCAAAUUCAGGAAAUGUACAAGCAAGAAGUCCACAGAACGGAACAAACACCGGAGGUAGACAAGCGGCUCCUCAGGCUCUGGCAGGCUAGAUGCGGGCUCACCAAGAGAUGGAAAAGACAAAAGCUAAAUAAGAAGCUAAAGAAGAAGAUAGCGGACAUCACUAGGCAGACGGAGGAGUACGCGACGCAGCUGGCCAGACAGGGGUGGCAACAGUUUAGCAACUCGCUGAACGGGACCCUAAGUACUGCCAAAACGUGGCGCAUCCUCAAGGCCCUAAUGGACCCUAGCAAGAACAAGUCCGAAAGCGGCAAAUCGACCCAAAGACUGGUCUACCAGUACGAAGAUUUCGAAGAGCAGCUCCUGAAAGAAGUCCGAGAAAAAUGCUACGGGAAAGACCAAAUCGAAGGUUACAAAGGAGAUUAUCUCAGUGAGGAAAACCUGGACAUGGACCGACCCAUCACGAGAGAGGAGGUCACCGAAGCCGUGAGAGUGGCCACCAAGAAUACAGCGGCGGGAGCGGACAACAUUCGAAACUCGCUCAGAAGAAGCCUAAGCGACGAGGCUAUCUAUCAGCUGACGUCGUACCUCAACAAGCUCUGGGAUGAGGGGAAGGUACCGGCGGAAUGGAAACAUGCCGUCGUGGUCAUGAUACCCAAGUCGGCAAGAACCUACAGAUCAAGAAUCUCAGUCCAAUCUCGCUUACGUCGUGCCUGGGAAUACUAUGAGAGAAUAGUCAUCAGAAGGAUCCAGCAGCACUUGGAGAACCGGACGUGGUACCCUGACAGCAUGUAUGGCUUCAGGGACAACCUAUCGACUCAGGACGUCCUCCUACAACUGAAAGAGGAGGUACUCGACACAAUGCCCAAGGCGGGUGAAGACGUGAUGGCGCUCGACAUCAAAGGCGCCUUCGACAACGUCAGCCACGCUGCCAUAAUGGAGGGCCUCAACAACACCAACUGCGGAAGGGCAGCAGGAAAUGCAGCCACACCAUCAGGCUGCUGA